UGGAAGCAGGUUUCUCUCUCUUCUGUUUUUCCUUGUCUUUUUCAUUUUUAUUUUUUUGGAGCCAUCAUGCUGCAGCAAAUUUUGCGUGAUAUGUAUAUUGACCCUGAGCUCCUGGCAGAGCUGAACGAAGAGCAAAAGCAGAUCUUAUUCUACAAGAUGAGAGAAGAGCAGCUGAGGCGCUGGAGGGAAAGGGAAGAAAAGGCCCGAAUGGAGGAGGCUGUGCUGAGAAAGACAGCAAGGCGCAACCAGAGUAACGGCAAACGUGUGCAGUGGCUGCGGGGCAAGGAUGGUGAGGUCUGGGUCUGGGUGAUGGGAGAAGCCCCAGGGGACAAACCCUACGAGCAGAUCUCGGAGGAGCUCAUAGCAGAGCGGGCCAGGCUGCAGGCACAGAAGGAGGCAGAAGAGCUAUGGAGACAAAAGGAAGCUGAAAUAACAAAGAAAUUCCGUGAUGCUAUGGCUCAAGAAAAAGCCAGAAUAGUGGCAGAAAAAUGGAAAAUAGAAAUGGAGGAUCGGAAAGCAGCCAAACUGGAGGAAGAAAAAAUUCAGGAGGAACUGAAGAAAAGAGAAGAAGAGGAAAGACAGAAAGGUGAGGAACUAAUCAGGCAGCAGGAGGAAAUCCGGGCAAAGGAGCUGUACCUGAGCCUCAAGCAAGCUCAGCAGCACAGUCAGCACAGCGACGAUGACCAGGAGUGGGAAGAACAGUUGCGCCGCUCCAAGGCUGCCGACGAGGAGAGGAGCCACAAAGCGCGCAGGGCGCGGGACGAGUACCGACGGCAGUCCCUGCGUGCCAUCCAGAAGGGAAGAGUGGCUGGCCUGAGUCAUUUGUUCCAGGUGACAAACCUGAACAAUGAUCAGGAGAUCAAACUGAACAGCAACAGUGCGACUCCUUUGUCUCCUGCAGCAGCCAGUAACGUCUGGGAGCGCCCUUCUCGGCCCUUCUCCCGAGAUGUCAUCAUCCGCUGGUUCAAGGAGGAGCAGAUCCCUCGGCGGGCUGGCUUUGAGAGGAGCACCAACAGGAUUGCUCAGUGGUUCCAUGGCAUUAUCAGCCGUCAGGAAGCAGAGGAGCUGUUGAUGAAUAAAUCUGAAGGUGCGUUCCUGGUGCGAGUCAGUGAGAAAAUCUGGGGCUAUGCCUUGUCCUACCGCCAGCAAAACGGCUUCAAGCACUUCCUGGUGGAUGCUUCGGGAGAUUUCUACAGCUUCCUGGGGGUAGAUCCAAACCGACACCCAACGCUCACAGACCUGAUUGAUUUUCACAAGGAAGAAAUCAUCACGUCCUCAGGUGGGGAGCUACUCCUGGAGCCAUGUGGACAGCAGAAGAAUCCUCCAGACUACAGCCCUUUAUUUGAAUAACUGAUCCAGGACCAACAGGAAUGCAUUCUGGAUAGCUGUAGUAAUAGAUAGUUACAAAAGUAAACAAUGGAAGUAGUUAACCCACUUUCAAAGCCACUGGUCUUGUGGCCAAAAAAGUAUCCUCAUUAGGAGGCCUAAAACAUUUCUGGUUUGCAUCUGAAUUAUCAUCAUCAUUAUCCAUACUGCCAGCACUUGAAAGGUGAGAAAUUACCAGCAAAUUGCAAAAGAGGACUACUUCAAAAAAAUUUUCAAGGGGUUGUAGCCAAUUGCAUGGAAUGCUAAGUUCCUGUCCUAAUUUUCUCAUGUUUUAUACUGCAAGAAGCAUAGACAGGAGCCAUUCACAGAGUACUGUAUGAAGUAUCAGUGUUGCUGAACAGAUUCUGUGUUCCAAAGCAAGGUUUGACAGUUUCUGUUGACAAUUUCAUUACCCAGUGGUGCACUUUGAUGACAAGAGAAGCAGCCUUCAAACAUCCCUGUGAAGUUUGUGAUUGUGUAUGUAAUUAGGUGUAGCUUGAAAGUUGCCAUUAUGCUUUUGAAUUCAGGCCUACUAAGUUCCCCACAGCAGAGACAAAGGUCAAACACAUUUUAUUUACAUUUUCAUUAAGCCCAACAGCCUUGGAAGGAGGUUUACUCCUGUACAGUAAGGGGUCAGUCUGUUCUAAAGGAAACUGUUUGAUUUGCUGCAAUUCUCUCACUGGCCUUGUCAUGCUUUCCACUUUUAGAUGUGCAAGAGACACAGUGGAUAUUGCUAGCUUUACUUUGCUAUAGGACUGGGUAUUUUCCUUUUCUGAGUUAUGAGAGAGGGCUGGGCUGGUAUAUUUAUACAUAGAAAAGGUACAGUUAAUUGCAUUACCAUCGUGCUAUUUUUUGUGUAAAACCAAGAUGCACACAAUGUAUUCCUGAUCCAUUUACUACAAACAUUAACCCCCUGAAAAUUGAACAGAAGCCUAGAUCUGUGGAGCAGUUGCUUAGUCCUUGGACUAGAAAAAUAUUAAAACCUCAUCACAGUACACAUAGGCAAGGUACACUGAGCAUAUUUCUAGAAGCUACUGCUUUGGGCAGUCUCUGCGCCCUCUGUUCAAAAUCCAGGUGAGACCUCUCCUGAACGUCCUGUCUCCUGAACCCUUUCUCCUCAAACAGUCAUUUGACUCUUGACUCACUGUUACCUUCUGUACUCUGUCUGAUGAAGAUGGUAAAGACAACCAGGAAAAGAAACUUGUCUUAUCCAAGCCAAUAAAGCACACUAAACAUUUCAGGUGCUACAACAGUAAAUAUUUGUGGUAGUAAUAACAGUAUUUUUUAUGAUUAAUUUUAUGGCUAGCUCAUAUUAAAGUACAGAUUUUUGUACACAAGCUUCAUUCUUGGUCAGGAAUUUUUUCUUCUGUUAAUGUUGGGUUUUGUGUGAUUUAAUCCAUCAGUGUUUGUGGCCCAUGAAAAGAAAAUUCUAUUGAACUUCCCAUAGAGACAGCUGGGCAGUUUCUGUACUAAUCACUGGGAACACUGGCUCAGGAGGUUUUAAACAGUUACUGUUAGCACCUCGGAACAAAGCAAGUCAGGACACAGCGAAUAGGCAGAAAAGAUCUCCUUUCUCUGAGAAAACCAGCUCUGCACUUUCUUCCUCCUUCAGAGGCAUCUCAAGAACCACCUCAGCCUCAGGUUAUUCACAGCUGCACAGUUUUUUCAUAGAACAAUUCGAACUUUACUUAAAGGAGGAUGGAAAGGACCUUAAAAAUUAUAAAAAAUUGUAAGUAUCCACAGACUUACCUCUACACUCAGAAAGCAGUAGGUGACUGUACAGGCACCCAGGUGUCUUUACAGACCAGUCUUUUUCCUUUAAGCGCUGAAGAAAACCCCCCAAAAAACCAAGAAGAACAAAAAAAAAAAAAACCAGGAAAUGCUACCUUUUCUCUGGAAAAGGCCCUAGGCAUGCUAGAAGACAUGCAAAUGCCAGUUUUUGGACGAUUACUCAACACAAUGCUGUGAAUGUUUAUAGACAGAAUAUUGAAGAACUUGUUCCACAUGCAAUUCACAUUCAGAAGCUGAUAGUAAUACUGCUAUUUAUUUCUAGUGACACAGUUCCCAGCAACUGCUUGUGUUUUGUUUAGCAUUAAGAAGGCCAGGAAAUAAUAGUUCUUUAGCUUAUGUGGCCUUCUGCAAUGUAAUUAACAUUAUUUUCACUUCAGAGCACAUUUCCUAAUUCUAAUUUUCUAAUUUUUUGUCUGUCAUCAAUUUUUCACUCUAAGUUUUACCUAGCUUUAAAAUAAAGUCCUUUCAAGUUCCCCUACAACUGAUAUUACUUGGAAUACUGCAAUUCCUCCUGAGAGUUUUACUCUCCUAAUAAAUGGCAGAAUUCACAAGUAAAGGAAUUGCUUGUUUUUUCUCCCUUAAGCCCCACAGAAAUAAUGUAUAAAGUAUUCAGCCAAUUCAUAGAGUUACCAAGAAAGAAAUCUAAACAAUACUUAACCAGAAGCAGCUGCAAUGGAAAAUGCUGUGCACUUGGCUGAAGAUAAGUUUUGUAGGAAACAAAAAGAGAUCAUAGCUAGCAGAAACUAAGAACAGAAGCUUUCCUUGGUAGCAAUGUGCAGCUGUUGCCAAUAUACUUGAGUGAAGUACAGGCAUGGAGAGGUUUUCUAAGUUAACAGGUGCUUCUUGUUGUCUAAGGGGGCAACAAGACAAUUAGGGGACUAUAAAAAUGUAGCCCAGUUAGUAGGAAGAAUAGGAGAUAAAACAGUGAAGGAAUAAAUAUGGAAAAUUAGGAAAAUAAGCAAGGGAAAAAUGUGCUUAUCCUGUUCUUUUGAAAGCAUUUUGGAUUUUUGCUGCCCUGGGAGGAAGACCAGGCACUGCUACCUCUUUUUCUCUCUGCAAGUCUGGAAGAUUUCAGCUUUGAGCUAAACCUACCUUGGAGGUAGAUUGGACACUCUUGAAUCUGUAAGAGCUGGGCUGGUCUGUGCUGCAGCCCAGAAUGCUUCCCUCUAUUGCCUCUCAGUGUAGUGCUGGCUGCAGCUGUUCAUCACUGGCUGAAAAAAUGGUGGUGCUGCUGCCAUUUCCUUGGCUGCCAGGGGGAGCUUUAGCUCAUACCCCUGGGACCUUCCAGUCUUGCUUCCUGACCUGCUUUUCUAGUGGUAACUAUUGGUGAGUUGUAAGAGAGGCAUGUUAUAGAAUUUCCUUAUAAGAUUCCCUGUCAAUAUUUCUUACUGAUGAGACCACCAGGAGUUCACUGAGAGGUCUGCUAUGCUAAUUGGAUUUCAUAAAUAAAAAUGCCACAGCAGUAAGGUAAAUUUUAAACUUUGAAAUGAAUUAACUUUUCUCAUAUCUGUUUCACACCAAUAAAAUAUGGCACACAAGGUCCAGAGCUUCUUUGCAGGUUUCUUUGGAAAAAGCAUCUCUUGAGGAUUUAUUCUUGAUUCUUCAUAGAUCCGCAGAUCCGUCUGUUUUUUUGAAUUUUGUUUUAAUCUGUUAUUGUACACAGACAUCUCCAAUUUAAUACUGCUCUCUUCUCCAAAGAGAACAAAAACCAAGUAAAGAAAUUGACAGCAAUCAUGGAUGAGAUUUCCAAGGCUACUCAAAGAAAGUAGAUGCCAGUCUAACUCUUUAAUUAAUGGAAUAAUGAUGUAGUAUGAGUUUUUGCACACUAGUUUUAUAAUAGAUGUCCUGGAUUAUUCUUUUAGGUACUAAAUCCCAAUUGUUCUGAACAAAUCCUAAGCUAAAUAAAAUAACACCUCCCUCAAGAAGGAGAUACCUAAAAGUUGUUUUUAAUACAGAGAUUCAUUUUCAGGCUGAGUAGAAACUACUUCAAAAAACCAAAUUCAGAUGGAGAAUUUCCACUAGAUUUCAGUUAACUUGAAUCAAAUUAAACCUAUUUCUUGGCUGAGGUGAGGCAGUAUUAAUUCACUGACUACAGUAAAAGACUUCAGUUUUGUAUGAACUAGGAAUCCACUUCUGCUCAGACUUCCUUUGAAACACCAGAAACCUGAAUAUUGAGCAUCAAUGGAGUUACACCACAUUACACUGCAGUCUAAAUUCUUCCAUUUACCACAACACAAACCUGGUAGACUGUGGUAGUUUACAGUGGGAGAAGCUUUUCUCUUUCUAUUAGUAAAUUCGUUUCCAUAAUUUACAGGUCAGAGUUUAUUUUUCAAUGAUGUUCAGGGACUGGCUUUCUUUUCUGUCUUAGUGUGGCUUUGCUUUAGAUUCAUUUUUCCCUUCCCAAGAGGAGGGGGUAAGUGACCCCUGUGAAAUGUGUGCCUGGCCAGCUAUCAAUUGCAGAAUGAGGUGUUUGCACUUGACCAGAUGCUUGCUUUGUGUUUUCUGAGAUGAAUCUCCUGGAUACAUACUGUCAGAUGAUAAUGAUGCAUAAUUGAUUUUUAUAGCUAAUUUCUUGCCAUGCAAGUGCUGAGUGAAAGCAUCUCUUUAAAUAUUUGUUUACUGCUAGUGAUUAAUCCUGUAGCUUGUAUAUUUACAUGAUGGCCCAUAGCUAAUGCAAAUUUUCUACUAGGCUGGAGCCUUCAGUGGGUUUGGGUUCUUCUCUCUUGGAAUUUCUUCCAGUAUUUUUAAAUGAAGGUAACUUUUUAUGGUAUCUUUAUUAUACAACAAUAAGUGACUUUUCUUAUGGAAGAGAAAUAACUUCAAAAGAGACUGGACAUUUAGUUUGGUCCUAUUUGUGUCCUUGUGAUGUACGUACAAAGACAACACUUGGCAUGUUAAUGUCUCCUUUAAAGUUUAGCUGCCAUUUCUCCGCCGUUCUCAGUUUUAAUGAGAACUGUGGGUGGGAGAAGGUCCCAAGCUCACAAGCCAUGGAGAGAAAAGAGAGAAGGCAGGACUGGUUUAUUCUGUACAGAUUUCCAUAUAACAGCAGGCAAAGCUUGGAUUAAGUACUUCCUGAGAUGCACAGGUUUUCCUGCUUACCAUUUUCCUGCUUACCCUCAUACAACAGCAGUAGGAAGCAAUUCCUAGUGCGUAAGAAAAAAGCCCAGAAGUUGUUCAGUAAGUAACAUUACAGAGCACCAGGAGUGAUAUAGAAGGAGUGUGGAUCAAGAACACAGUAAAGACAUAUUGUCUGUAUGGGUGUGUAGAUUUGGAGUGAUUGCAAAUUCUUGUUUGGUAGGAGUUAAUUCUUUUAAUGACGUGAUUGUUGUCAUUAAUGGUCAAUACAUGUGAAGACGUGGCCAAGAGUAAUGCACCUUCUAUUCCACAAGCUGGUGGAGCACGGACUGCCUGAAAGGAAAAUCUGACAUAGUUGUCUUAGAAAAAAGUUACUAGCUAUUCUUGUAAUUUAUUUGGGGCAGAAAAUUGUAAAAUGCAUAAUGCAUAUCAGGAUUUACAAAUGUAGAAACCAUGUACUGCUUACCACAUAAAGUAUGAUGAGUUUGCCAGUGUAAUUUUCACAGCACUUAAAAACUCAGUGAAGAAUAAAAGUAUCCCUGGUUAUUCUGCUCUCCUGUAGGAAAUGUCAACUUUAUAAACAAGAAAAUAUCUUCCCAUCCAGGAAUUUAAUCUUAAUAAUGGACUACAGCAAGUAAUUUCUGAGAGCUGUACAGUGAACACUGCACUGCAAUUAGUAAGAUAGCCUGUCUGUUCUGGAUUCUCAGUCUUUUUGCUCAUGAUAGCCAGAUGCUAAUGUGAAAUAUGUUUUUAGGAGCUCAUUCAAAUCCAAUGUAAUGAAGAAGUGUUAAAGUAUAUGUUUCAUUAUCAUUUUUACUGUUGACAUUUUCUCUCAAGGAAUCCAAG
Haemorhous mexicanus (house finch) is the source of this 7077-nucleotide messenger RNA. It is a transcript of the gene SH2D4B, whose product is annotated as SH2 domain containing 4B. The record is from RefSeq and is a predicted model, not a curated record. Lineage: Eukaryota; Metazoa; Chordata; Aves; Passeriformes; Fringillidae. Bases 67 to 1350 code for a protein of 427 amino acids. Gene Ontology annotation, cellular component: cytoplasm. The transcript is spliced from 8 exons.